Messenger RNA from Nezara viridula (southern green stink bug), 311 nucleotides. The record is from the annotation of a GenBank genome assembly. NCBI's taxonomy places the organism in Eukaryota, Metazoa, Arthropoda, Insecta, Hemiptera, Pentatomidae.
CUUUAUUUAUACCCUGAUGACUAUUGGAUUCUUCCCUAAAGCCACUCUACUGCUUUCGUUCAUCGGCUCCAUCCAAUUCGUCUUACUCUAUGAACCUUACGUUUUCAUAAUUUCAAUUGAAGACUAUGUUGACAGGAUCGAUUCCUUACUUCGCCUUCGUUCCGAUGCCACCAAGAAGCAUAUAUUAAACUGCUUCAAAACGGAUGAGGAGAACGCUGUUAAAGUUUAGGAAUAUGGAUACUCUGCCAUGAUCACCUUAGCAAUGCCUCAGAUGACGUUGACGAAUACUUUUCCGUUCAUGCAACUUCAGU